AUGUGUACGAUAAUUCGUCGACGAAAAUCUGAUCCGGAACAAUUUCGUCAUCUAGUACAACCAAAAAUUUCAGCAUUAAUUAUGAUUGCAAUUUUAUUUUCAAUAAAAUCAAUCUACAAUUGUUAUUGGAGUAAUAAGAAGGAUAAAAUUUGGGUGAAAAUUAAUGCCGAUGUAAUUACCGAUGCAAAUCUACAUUCAAAUGCUAAUUGGUUUAUGAUAUCUUCGCUUAUAGCUAUUGAUUUAGUAACAUUUUUAUUAUAUUUUAAAAAUCCAACAGUUAAUCACUUAAAAUCAAUUAUUAUUGAUCGACGUGAUAAAUCUUUUUUCUAUUUACUAACUGAACUUCAUACAAUAAAAUUUAUCAUUGAAUAUCAUGAUGAAAUUUUCGGAAAUAACUACUUUGUCGGCUUUUUACGAUUGAUUCUGUUACUUAUCAAUUGGAAAUUGGUUGAAGUUACUAUUAUUAGUUCUUCAUUAUUAUGUAUCAUUGCGCUUUUGAUUUUUCAAUUAUUUUUCAUAAUUUGUCAUUUACAUUUUUGGCAAACUGAACAAAUAUUAUUGAAAUCACAAAAUUUUAGUAAUGGGAAUAUACGACGACUAAAAUCACUAGUUAUCAUUCGAAAUCUUAUACGAUUUCAACAUAAUCAUACAAAAAAUUUAAUGCUUAUUAAUGAUGCAAAUAAAGUCUAUGGCCGUAUGUUCUUUAUAACUAUGAUUACACAGAUUAGUUUCAAUUGUUAUCUGGUUAUAUUUAUUAUUUUAAGACAUACAACAGUCUUAUAUACUAUAGUGAUUAUCAUGGCAAUUAUUUCUCAACUAUUUUACAUAUUUGGUGUACAUUAUCAGUUUGUCAUUAUAAAUCGUCGAUUUCAUAAAUCUUCACCUAUUCUAAUGAGUCGUAUGGCAACUACUAAAUUUUUUGACAAAUAUUUACCAACAAAAUUAAAACUAUCUAAUUAUGCUCAAUCAAUGUAUACGAAUAAUUGUUAUGGAAUUACUUAUUGGCGUUGUGAAAUAAUUAAUAUGCAAGAAUUCGUUAAGUAUCUUAUACUUUAUUCACAGUUGAUUAUGUUUAUCAAAAUUCGUGGAGUUAUCGAAUCGGAAAAAUGA
Molecule: messenger RNA, 1110 nt
Organism: Dermatophagoides pteronyssinus (European house dust mite)
Lineage: Eukaryota; Metazoa; Arthropoda; Arachnida; Sarcoptiformes; Pyroglyphidae
Source: RefSeq, a predicted model, not a curated record